AUGCCAAAGUCUGCAAAAGGAGAAAUAUAUAAAAAAAAAUAUACUGAAGAAGAUUUAGAAGCGGCACUCCAAGCGAUUCAAAAUGACUCUGAAAAAAUCGUGGGACAAAACAUCGUAUCCCGUCUUAUUUCUGUGACACCGGAUAAAUCGAAUUGUUUUUAUAAAGCAUUAAAAGAUAUAUACGACCAUUUGAAAGGCAAAGAUAUAGAACAGGAAGACUGUACUAUUUUAAGCGAGUAUUUAGUAAUUGACAAUGAAUUGGUGGCAAUAAAUGACAUAUCGAUCGUAAUUUCAAAUCCCAAUAAUAUUGAAGAAUAUCAUGCAAGGACUAUUGAAACUGAAACUAUAGAGAUUACUGAAACAGAGUCCUAG
Messenger RNA from Parnassius mnemosyne (clouded apollo), 372 nucleotides. Lineage: Eukaryota; Metazoa; Arthropoda; Insecta; Lepidoptera; Papilionidae. The record is from the annotation of a GenBank genome assembly.